Molecule: messenger RNA, 1077 nt
Organism: Galleria mellonella (greater wax moth)
Lineage: Eukaryota; Metazoa; Arthropoda; Insecta; Lepidoptera; Pyralidae
Gene: MED7
Product: mediator of RNA polymerase II transcription subunit 7
Exons: 3
Coding region: 374-1036 (220 amino acids)
Biological process (GO): regulation of transcription by RNA polymerase II
Cellular component (GO): core mediator complex; mediator complex
Molecular function (GO): transcription coregulator activity
Source: RefSeq, a predicted model, not a curated record
CGAAGCUAUUCAAUUGUUUGCAAGAGUUAAUCACAGAUUAUAGAUACUAUGUUUAGAGAGUUUUAAUUUCUUUUAUUUGAUUUUUUAGAUCCAAAUUUUUAUUACUCUCAUAUUUUAUUACUAUCUUUAAAUCUUUUAGUUGAUUCCCUUUUUUAAAAUUUUUAUCUUCAAACAACUUAGUAAAUUUUCUGCGAAAUGCAAUGUUUUCACAUAAAUAUUUUGUUUCUCCUUAUUUGUGAGUUAUAAUCUUGUGUAUUCUUCAGAGUUCUGUAAAUAGAACUCUAUUGAAAUUAAUUAGUGUUGUCUUGCCCUGGAAACAUUGAUAUAGUGAACAAGUUAGAAAUUUAGUGCCUAGAAUUAUAACGCAAUAAAUAUGUCAUCCGAAACGGCACAAGUUAGUUCAUUGCCAUUACCACCAAUGCAAUAUAUAAAUUUUUACACUGAUGAAAAUGUACGAAGGAACAGAGCGCCGCUGCCACCACGCCCUAUUCACGAUUCAUAUUCUAUGUUUGGACACUCUUUUAACGCUGAUGAUACAAUUAUACGGUCCUUAGAGAGUCAGGGUUUCAGACGACUAUAUCCUAUGCAUUUUGAAAGACGAAGAGAGUUGAAGAAACUUAACCAUUCUUUACUAGCAAAUUUCCUAGAUCUUUUGGAUUUGUUAGUGCAUUGUCCUGAUUCUCCAAAAAGAGCUGAAAAAGUUGAAGAUCUAAGUUUACUAUUUAUACAUAUUCAUCAUUUAUUAAAUGAAUUCAGACCACAUCAAGCCCGUGAAACAUUGAGGGUCAUGAUGGAGCUUCAAAAACGCCAGCGUGUUGAAACAGCUACUCGGUUCAAGAAACAUUUAGAUAAAGUUCAAGAUAUUUUACAGAAUGCAUUACAGAGUCUGCCUGACCAGAAUGAAAUUGAAUCAAACUUCAAGGUUCCAGUAGAAAUAUUAGAACACAUGGAUUGUAAUCCUAGUGACAGUGCUAAUGCAGACCCUUGUUAUGAACUGGAUCGAAUCAUGUGUAAUGUUAUUGAUAAUAUGAGAUAACAAGCUUUUAAAUUUAUUAUUAAAAGAUAAUUACAGUUUAA